Messenger RNA from Pseudogymnoascus destructans, 1053 nucleotides. RefSeq lists its product as uncharacterized. Bases 631 to 1053 code for a protein of 140 amino acids. NCBI's taxonomy places the organism in Eukaryota, Fungi, Ascomycota, Leotiomycetes, Thelebolales, Thelebolaceae. The record is from RefSeq and is a predicted model, not a curated record. The transcript is spliced from 2 exons.
CUCAGGUUUAUAAUUGUCAUAUUAAUUACCAUACUCAAGCAAGCGUGAUUGUGCCCCCUGUUGUCUCCUCAAUGUCUCUUAUCAACUCAUAGACGAGUGUGACAAGUCCACAUUCUGUACUCGGAUCGGCGGCGAACAGCAUGCCUACCCAUUCCUUCUCCAGAUUGAACACCAACGACCCUGAAUCCCCCCCUUUUGCAAAUUGCUCCCCUGAAUGCAACGUCUUGAAUUCAUAUUCACCGGAGACCAAGCCGUUAUCCCACGCGAUAUCCCGUCGAAUCAGAUUGAACUCUGCAGCAGUGCAGUUUUGACCCGCACAGCCAUCCGAGAGACCGCUUGAUUAUAGGAGACUAAGUAGUCUACCAAUGGUUCCGUCGAAUGGGUCAUCGAUUGCGCCAGCACUAUGUACAGAUGCGGCGGGAACUCUUGGCCCUGUGGUGAACUAUAGUGCCGCUGGAGAGGAGGAAGUGAAAAAGUGCUUCCUUAGAUGCCAUCAUGUGGUAGCGCCUGGCGAUUCAGCUGGGAAAGAGAGGAAUGACACGCAUGGUAUUGGCAUAAACGGGAGGGAGGUUUACUAAAAUCGACAUUGACUACCCCGCCAAAUACGAUUCUGAGGAGACGAGGAUUAAGAUGGCUCGAAUCGAAAAAGAGGAAGGAACAAAGGGAGAUGUUGAGAUCAUUGAACGCCUUGACGAAAUUGCCGCUCAAGGGCCUAUUGGCCAGGUCAAGUUUGCGUCAGGGUAUCGGCUUCUUGAAAAUCGUCGAAGAAUGGACUGGGCAUUGGUGGAACUCGAUCCGACACUCCCAGUGCAAAACCUCUUGCCAAUGGAGACUCAGUUUAGUGAAGAGUGUUUCCAUGGGGUUCCUGAAAACCGGAGUCGCUUCCCACCGGCUAGCGUAGGCACGGAGGCAGUCAAGCAAGAAUGCUGCGCCGCGCCGCGCUGCGGGGGUAAGAAUAAGAGUCAUACAUCCCCCGCGAUGAAAGGCGUGCGUGAAGCAUUUGAGGUUCAGAUAUGGUAUUCUAGAUUCCAGUACUUCAAAACUAACGAUUGA